Molecule: messenger RNA, 1054 nt
Organism: Hordeum vulgare subsp. vulgare (domesticated barley)
Lineage: Eukaryota; Viridiplantae; Streptophyta; Magnoliopsida; Poales; Poaceae
Exons: 1
Coding region: 547-906 (119 amino acids)
Source: RefSeq, a predicted model, not a curated record
UCUUUCCUUCUUCUCCAUUAGCACACACAUUGAAGCACCCAUUAGCACCGCCACCACCAAACUCCACCGUCGAUCACUGCCUCACCGACGCGAGGUCGAAGGCCCCGGCGCGGCAUCCUCCUCCUCUGAAGAAGUACCUCCAGGAAGGUGCGCCCCUGAUGCGACGCCGUUGGAGUGGCCAUUGGCCAGCCCGAGGUUCACCGGGCUCCAUUCUCCCGGUAGACGGCCGGUGUUCUGCAGCACGGCGCGCGGCACUAUGUGCCAGCGGCGUGGCGCCGACGGACCAGUGGAGCUUCUCGCUCCAUUGUCGAAGACGUCCCCGAGCGCAACAGUCCGCGCGGGGAGGCGCAGCCCAAGGCUAGCGCUUGACGAGGAAACAUGAGCGGCGACAGCCUCGUGCGCCGGCGUCGGAGAUGGAAGACACGAGGAGACCGGUUGUGCAUGCUCUGCGGGCAGCACAGGCUCGGCUGCCUCCUGGACCACGUAGUGCAGUGGUGGUGACUGCGACGGAGUCACCCAUGGCCCCCAUCCGUGCACUGGGCAUGGAUGUGGUGGUGGAGGCGCCGCAAGUUUCGGUUCAACGGCGUCGACGUCCAUUGCUCCGUCCACACGCUCCAUUACUUCGUCCGCGUACAAGUUCGGAGCAGCCGGUCCGGCAAGGAUCUAGGCCGGGAGCGGCGCCGGCGCCGGUUCACGCGAAGCACCGGAAGGCCCAGCACCGUGGCGACCACGGGCGCCAUGCCUAAGACGUGGUGCACGGCGGCGGAAACCGUUCCGGCGGCCACCGAACCGGCGAAGAUCGCGGGCAUGACGGUUGUGGCGGCGAAGUCCGCCAACACCAUGACGACGGCGACGGCUCUGUCGACGUCGACCGCCAUCACGAACGAGGUGCAGGAAGAAGGAUAGGAGACCACGAGGCAUCCUCUUACCUUAUUCUUUCCUCCCUUCUUUCUUCUUUUCCGGCGACUCUCGCCGGAGUUGUUUUGCCUUUUCUCUGCUCUCGGUAGAGUUACGGGCUGAUAACGUGUUCAGAAUGAACUGUCUCUUUCAUUGA